AUGCAAGCUGCUGCCAAUACACGUGUAAUGGGUGCGCUGAUGGCGCACUUGAUUAAACUUAUCAAUCGGUAUCACAAAAUCAGUUAUGAUCAAAUAUCGAUCGUUGGCUUCAGUCUCGGUGCACACGCGGCCGGUUUUGCUGGGAAGCGUUUCAGUGGUACAAAGCUGAAAGCUAUUUACGGUGGUGUUUUUGCACUUGCUUUUUAUCUCGUCAUUUUCAGCAACAUAUGGAUGUGUCUUGAUCCAGCAGGUCCAUUAUUUUCAAAAGCCAACCCAAAUCGUUUAUACGGGACAGUUCCACCCGGUGAGCGCUUAAGCCGAACUGACGCACAAUACGUGCAAGUUUUUCAUACAAGUGGUGAUGUGAUGUGGAGAGGUGGCGCCGGAACGUUGGAAAGGCUUGGUGAUGAGGAUUACUACGUGAAUGGAGGUCGACUUCAAUUGGGUUGUUCAGAAGCUAUUGGAGCGACUGCAUUCGCCCUUCGAGCGUUGCUAUCAACUGAUCUUAGCAAUGAUUGUAACACGAAAGUUAUUGCUGGCUACACUGAAGACCCGCCGUCCAUCAAUAAAACAUCUGAAUCGUCUACGUUCUAUUUCGAUACGCUUGCGGAAAGGUUUGAUGAGAAUGGAUUUUGCGCUGAGCUGUUCUGUCUUCAAGUGACAACGAACGUGACAUCAGAGGCAUCAGUUGAUAUAACAAUACGAAACAAUCAAGGACAAUCCCUGUAUUCAACUCAAGUCAGAAAGGGCAGUGCACGAUACAUGAAUUUCACGGCCAACGAGACACAAUCCAUAAUCGUUGCGCUGCCUCGUGGAUUCGUUACAGUUGAAAACUAUACGGUUACAGUCUUCGCAAAAUACUCGCACAAAAGCGUAAUUGCUCGCAAUGAAACGCUUGAAAUACCCGCUCAAACAACACUUGUGGACGGGGAUGGCAUCGCGUCAGUUUUCCUUUUGUUAAGUCAGACGUUAUUUUACGCAUUCUGCUGA
Molecule: messenger RNA, 990 nt
Organism: Anisakis simplex (herring worm)
Lineage: Eukaryota; Metazoa; Nematoda; Chromadorea; Rhabditida; Anisakidae
Source: the annotation of a GenBank genome assembly